UUGAUAGUCUCUGUUUUAGUACUGUCUGUUUCACUUAAUGCAAUAAAAAGCACAUUCACCCAUAGAUUAUGGUUUGAGAGAUGGGAGAAGAUUAAGAAGAGCAGAAAAAGCCUAUGUUGUAGCCAUUUGACUUUGCCCCACCAAGUGAAAAAGCAAGUGAUGUGUUUGAUGGGAGAAGACAUAUUCUCUGGUUCCAGCCGUUUGAAGAACGAACGGAAAAAUGAAAAAGAGUAGGCCUGAGAGAUGGGAGAAGAUUCCCCAACAAAAAGCCAAGAUUCUCGAGACACACACAAAAGGAGACUUCGGUAGUGGUGCUGGCCCUGAUCUCCGAGUUAGUUCUACGGUUACAAUCAAAUGGCGAAGCAGCACGAUGGGCUCCCGAUACCCGUGUUUUCAUCACUGGAGCCUGUCUACGGCGACGGCUCCCCGCUCGAGGAGGCCCAGCUUCGAUUUGACAAUCUCAAGUCCAAGUUUCUCGAGGUUUUUGGUCAUCCUCCUCACGUCUUUGCUCGCUCUCCAGGAAGAGUGAACUUGAUCGGGGAGCACAUUGACUACGAAGGUUACUCGGUGCUGCCGAUGGCAAUACGGCAAGACACGGUAGUGGCAAUCCGAAAGCACGAUGAGGGAGACGCAGAAAAGGUUCUCAGAAUUGCUAAUGUCAAUGAUAAGUACACCAUGUGCACGUAUCCCGCUGAUCCUGACCAGGAAAUUAACUUGAAGGAUCACAAGUGGGGCCAUUAUUUUAUUUGUGGGUACAAAGGCUAUUAUGAAUACGCUAAAUUAAAAGGAGUUAAUGCUGGUUCACCAGUUGGACUUGAUGUUCUUGUGGAUGGAACAGUUCCUACAGGAUCUGGAUUAUCAAGUUCUGCUGCAUUUGUUUGCUCUUCCACAAUUGCUAUCAUGGCUGCUUUUGAUGUGAACUUCCCGAAGAAAGAAAUUGCCCAACUUACAUGUGAAUGUGAACGACACAUUGGGACACAAUCUGGCGGAAUGGAUCAGGCAAUCUCUGUAAUGGCCAAAUCUGGGUUUGCAGAGUUGAUUGAUUUCAACCCUAUUCAAGCUACUGAUGUGGAACUUCCUGCUGGUGGGAUUUUUGUAGUAGCCCAUUCUCUGGCAGAAUCUCAGAAAGCAGUCACAGCUGCUACAAAUUACAAUAACAGGGUUGUUGAAUGCCAGCUGGCUGCUAUUGUGCUUGGUAUAAAGCUGGGAAUGAAACCAAAAGAGGCAGGAUCAAAUGUGAAAACACUUUCGGAUGUUGAGGGGUUGUGUGUAUCAUUUGCCCGUGAUCAUGGAUCUUCCGAUCCUGUCCUUGCUGUUAAGAAAUUCCUGAAAGAGGAACCAUAUACAGCUGAAGAGAUUGAAAUGAUCAUGGAGGAAAAGCUUCCAUCAGUUUUUGGCAAUUCUCCAACUUCUCUCGAUGUGUUGAAAGCUGCCAAGAACUUUAAGUUGCAUCAGCGAGCUGCUCAUGUGUAUUCUGAGGCCAGGCGAGUAUAUGCCUUUAAGGACACUGUGGCAUCAGAGUUAAGUGAGGAGGACAAGCUGAAGAAGCUUGGUGACCUUAUGAACGAGAGCCAUUCCAGCUGUAGCGUUUUGUACGAAUGCAGCUGUCCUGAGCUGGAAGAACUUGUAAAUUUAUGUCGGGAACACGGUGCCUUUGGGGCAAGACUUACAGGAGCUGGAUGGGGUGGUUGUUCAGUCGCUUUGGUGAAAGAGAGCAUUGUACCACAGUUUAUCCUCAAUUUGAAGGAACGGUUCUACCAGUUAAGGAUUGACAAAGGGAUCAUUAACAAGAACGAUCUUGGCCUGUAUAUUUUUGCUUCCAAGCCGUCAAGUGGUGCUGCGAUCUUCAAGUUUUAGUAUGUGUCACUUGCUCGCCCUUUUCCUUUUAUUGGGUAGAGAAACAGCAACUGCUGCUAUUAACUUGUGCCGAGAAACCACAUAAAGAAUCUCGUCUAGUUGAACAAAAUCCAACGAGAUAAUUUUAGAAUUUUUUUAGGGUUCUGGGUUUUUUUUCUUUUUGUUUCUGGAAGUUGUAGGUUUAUCCUUUGUAUACUCCUGUGUACUUGGUAUGCCUAUUUCUUCAAUAAAAUUAUUACUUAUAAAAAAAAAAAAAGAGUUUUUAAGUGAAAUGGACUUUUAUCGACGUCGUUGUCACAAAUCCUAGGGUUGGCCGAAAAUAAACAGAGUUUGUUGCCUGUGAAAGGAAAUUACUAUGAUACCAAAUUCUGCCCAUUUCAGCAGAGCUACUCGAUUACAAUAUUUCAUUACUAAUGACAAUGUUCACCAGUAUUA
Messenger RNA from Carya illinoinensis, 2292 nucleotides. RefSeq names its product galactokinase-like. The record is from RefSeq and is a predicted model, not a curated record. Bases 355 to 1857 code for a protein of 500 amino acids. Gene Ontology annotation, cellular component: cytoplasm; cytosol. NCBI's taxonomy places the organism in Eukaryota, Viridiplantae, Streptophyta, Magnoliopsida, Fagales, Juglandaceae. The transcript is spliced from 14 exons. Gene Ontology annotation, biological process: carbohydrate phosphorylation; galactose metabolic process. Gene Ontology annotation, molecular function: galactokinase activity; ATP binding.